AUAUCCACAAUCUAGUUGACGUGUUGAAACUGCAUUCUAUGUGCACAGUAUAAAAUGUAUUUCCAUUUGACAACAUACAAUGUUGUUGUCGUUUUUUUGAAAACGGGACAGGCUGUGAAUUUAUCCUUAAGAAAAGUCUAAAGAAGUUGCGGGCUGGCUAUGUCUUUUCCGAAGGCUCCGAUCAAGCGCUUCAAUGAGGCAUUAACUUGUGCCCCACCACCUGGCUCUUACGAUAUCAAAAAUUCAGACCCAUCAAAAGGACCUGUGUCUUUUGAAAAGUCUGAACGAUUCAAGAUGCAAAUGGAAGAUGUAGGAGACCAGCCAAAUCCAAGCAACAUGAAACCCAUUCCUUCCCCAGCAACUAAAAGAAAACUUCCAUCUCUCGGUUCAAGACCAAAAACCAUGGGAAUGAAGUCUGACAAGAGUCUGAUUUCCAUUAAAGAAUUGAAAAAGCAAAAAGAGCUGGAAAAGGAGAUUCGGAUACUAAUUGGAAUACGUGCCCAGCAAGAUAAAAGAUUGCAAGCCCUGGAGGAACAUCUUGCCAAGUCUGAAUCAAAUCUGUCUGCUGCAAUUCGGGAGAAAAACGCCCUUUUAGCAAAUAUUGCUUCUCUGGAAAAACAGCUUUUGGAGUUGAGGAAAAGCAAUGACUUGCUCAAAACAAAGAUGGUUCCUGUUAAAAAUGUAGACAUGGAAAUUAAACUAAAUGUGGUCCAAGGAACUGUGGAGGAAAAACUAGCCCAGCCCAAAGAAUUAACAGAAACAGAGAGGCCAGCAGAAGAGAAAUAUGAUUUGGAGAAACACCUGGAAUGUAUUGUAGAACUUGGUAAUGUUACAGAAGAAGUUGAUAAAUACAAGCUGCAUAUUGUCCAACUACAGGAAAUAAUAGAAUCUAAAAACAAGGCCCUUGAAACAUUGGAAAGUACUCUUCAUCUGAAAGAAACUAUGCUGUCUUCACAAACUGAAGAACUGAAUGGAAAGUGCAAAGUACUUGAGGAGCAGAAAGAGAAAUGCGUCCAUGAAUAUGAAGAAAAGGAGCAAGUUAUAAAUGCUGAGAUACAAUGCUUAAAAGAAAAACUUUCUAUAGAAGAACAGAAAAACCAAAAACAAAAGAAGAUUUUUAAGGAAACUUCAGAUGAUAUGAAUCAGAAGUUACUCAAAUUCCAAGAGGAGGUAGCUAAAGAGAGAGAGAUACUAGAGACAGAAUUGAAAGAAGCCAUGGAUGAGCUGGAUAAAUUGCACGCUAAAGAAUCUAAAGUUGAGAAGCUUUUAAAUCAUUUGGAACAUGCUAAUGAAUCCCAAAAUGAGGAGUUAUCACAGCUGGAAACAAAACUGCAAAGGAAAAGUGCAGAGUUGGAAGAAAUGGCUGCAUCACACAAGAAUAUCACUGAAAAGCUUCAAGAGGAAUAUAACCAGCUCCAGUUUAAAUUUGGAGAGACCGCCACUGAAUUUGAAAAUUACAAAGUCUGCAUGACUCAAGAGAUUACAUGCCUGAAACAAGACAAAGCUAUUUUGGAGGAGAAAUUAACUGAAAUGAGUAGAACAGUCGAAAAUGUGACUCAUGCAAUGCAAGAAGAACAGCAUGCAAAAGAAGAUUAUAUGAGGACGCUUCUUGACAGUCAAACAAAAAUAGCACUAAAAGAUGCAGAAAUAGACGAAAUCAAGGAAUUGAGCACUAUGCAAAUUGCUAACCUACAAGCCAAACUGGAGCAACAAAGUGAAGAACUGAACAAAAAACUUGAAAUAGAAAGGAAAGCCAUUAAAGAAACAAUUGGAGCAGAUUACAAAAAGAAUAUAAAAACUUGGCGUGCGCUCUAUGAAGACCUGUCUAAUAAAGUAAAACCUUUUCAGCAACAGUUAGAUGCAUAUGAGGCAGAGAGAAAUGCCCUUCUAAAUGAGCAUGGUGCAACCCAAGAAGAACUGAACAAAAUUAGUGAUGCUUAUGCUAAGUUGUUGGGCCAUCAGAAUCAGAAACAGAAGAUCAAACAUGUAAUGAAACUGAAAGAAGAGAACACCCAACUAAAACAGGACGUAUUAAAGUUGCGUGUCCAAGUAGCAAAGGAAAAACAAGCAAGGGAAGACCUCCAAGAUCAAAUUAAUGAAAUUCAGGGUGUUAGACAGUUUGAUCCUUCUAAAGCUUUUCAGCAUCCUAGCAAGGAAAAUGUUGCUCCCAAAACACCUUUUAAAGAAAAUAACAGAAGCAAAAAUCAAGCUAUUCUACACUGAUCAAGAACA
Thamnophis sirtalis is the source of this 2232-nucleotide messenger RNA. NCBI's taxonomy places the organism in Eukaryota, Metazoa, Chordata, Lepidosauria, Squamata, Natricidae. The record is from RefSeq and is a predicted model, not a curated record.